Messenger RNA from Podarcis raffonei (Aeolian wall lizard), 858 nucleotides. Its product is annotated as translation initiation factor IF-2-like. NCBI's taxonomy places the organism in Eukaryota, Metazoa, Chordata, Lepidosauria, Squamata, Lacertidae. The transcript has 2 exons. The coding region runs from base 1 to 858 and encodes 285 amino acids. The record is from RefSeq and is a predicted model, not a curated record.
AUGGAGGGAUUCUCCCACAAUGCACCUGGAGAGGCCAGGGCGCUCCCGGCUCCCUCUCCCCGCCUCCCCUUUCCUAUUGGCCCAGCGCCCUGGCGUGACGUGCGUGCGGGGGGGGCGAGGAGGGUGCGCGCGCCGCUCGGGCUGGGCUUCCGUGCUCUGCCUUCCCUCCCGCGGGGCCUUGUCCGAGGCGGGCUGCCCUCGGCGCUGCCUGAGCCCCCGCCCGCGCCUCGGCCGCCCGCCGCCAUCUUGCGCCAGGCCCCCUCCCCUCGCCCGCCGCCCGGAGACCCACCCAAGCGCGCCGGGGACCCUCCGCCCGCCGCAGCCUCCUUACCGCCGGGGGCCUCUCCCAGCCACCCCCGCGGCCCCUCAGCCGCCCGCUCCCUCCGGCCCGGCACCCGCCCGGUCGCCAUCGCCGCUUCCCUCGCCCGGCGGAGGGAUUCUUCCGCCGGACCCCGCCGGCGCCGGGACUACUUCCGAGGGCGCGGCGGCGGCGCUGGGCGGGCGGCGCUGCUCCGGCUUCUUUCCCCCCGGGGUCUGGUUGCGCACUCGUCGGGGGAAGCGUCAAGCCGGCCGUUUCCUCGGAGAAAUCUGGCGGGCCGCGGGGGACUACUUUUUGUCCGCGGAAGGCUUCGAGGGCGUCAGUUACAUCUUAUACAGGGAUUUUCUUAUCACUUGAUUCAAGAAACCCUUAUGGACCCUCACUUUAUCAUAUAUCAGAUAGGCUUUAUAGAUGGCACCAAACUCCAGGAAAACUUGCUAAAAUGUAUAAAGGUAGAUCACCAACCUCCUGGAGGUGCAAAAAAGAGACAGGGACAUACUUACACAUGUGGUGGAAUUGCACAGUCAUCCGGGAAUUAA